AAUGCGCGUAAUAGGAAGUCAAAGUCUUGUUUGGCAUUGCCCAUCGUCCGGUUUCUUUUUCUUAUGCAAACUUUCUGUUAAGUAAUCCCCACAAACCUAGUGUGUAAACUUGUGUAUUUCUGGUGUUUCAUGGAUGGUUUUAUGAAAGAGAGCCUAUUAAAAUGGAUUUCAUUAAUAACUGAGAGGAAUGUUAACCUCAUAGAUGGCGAAAUCCUCAACAAUCUAAUAGACCUUUCAGGUGCUUUUCCAGCAGUUACUACCUCAGAAUGUUUCAAGGAUCGAAUUGGUUCAUUUUUGGAUGCAACUUUUCAUCCUGGAGUUUCUAAUUUAUUUGACAUCGAAGGGGUGAUUUCUGGAAAGGCUAACGAUGUGGAAUUGUUCGGGUUAUGCCUAACCGUUUUAUUGGGAUGUCUUCAAUGUCCCUCCAAACAGUCGUUCAUGGAUCCUGCUUUGGAUUUGAGUUUGGAUAUGCAAACUGCCAUAUUUCAUUUGAUUCAAGUUCCUAUGACCCAGUUAUCCCUCAGUCAUGAGUUCACUCGGGAUCUGGUCACAAGCAGAAUUCUCGAUUCAUCACAUCUUAUCCACACUGAUAACUUGCCACCUCUUCAUCAAACCAUUACUUGUAAAAUAGAAGAAGAAGUCUCAGAACCAUCAUCUAGGCCACCAUCUUCAACAGACACGUGUAACGGACAAAAAGUGAUUUGUAAUGACAAUAGAAAUUAUAGUCUUUCGGUGAACACAUUGGGAUCUGAAUUCACUCGCCCUAAUUCGCCUACAGAAUAUGCUAAUAGACAUACAAACAAGCUAAAGAAUGGUAUUGAUCACAGACCCAAUAAUCUUUCAUUGUGUAACACUCCUGAUCGAAGUCUGUGUAUUGCAUCCAGAUUGAAUUUAACCGAUAAUUCGGAGCAUAAUGCGAAUCAUACUCAUCAUGCGCCUCCACCUCUAGCCUCGCCUCUCACAUCCCUAAAGUUCCUCCUAGAUUCUCCAUCAUUGACACACAAGACACAAUUUCGGGAAUCAGAACGUGAAAAGCGUCGUUUAGCAGUGGAACUUGAAAAGGAACGAAUUUGUAGAGAUGAAGCGGAGAGUUUAGUUUCUGGAUUACGAAAACAGCUUGAAGAAGCCACUGUUCGAGCAACUGAAUCAGAAUCACGGGCUCUCCGUUUAUCUCGUGAACUAACAGCCCUUCAUGAUCAGGGAGAUGAAUUAGCACACUGUCGUAAUGAAUUGGCUUUGCGAGAGGAAGAAAUUAAGAAUUUGAAACUACGCGUUAUGGGCUUUCAAGACUUAAUGGCUCAUACACGAAAGUUGGAAAUGGAAAAAAUUGAUUUACAGCAAGAAUGUGAAGAUCUUCGUCUGAAAGUAGAUCAACAGCUUUCUCAAUUAAGAGAGUUCAAGGAAAGACGUAUUAAAUGUAGUGAAAUUGAAGAACUCAAGUCAAAAUUACGUGAUGUUGAAGCUCAAUUGUUGCAACAGCUACGUGAACGUGAAAUGAUCGAAAAGGAUAUAAGACAACAACAUGAAAUGUCAACACAGCUUAAACUGCAAUAUUCCAUAAAAAAUCUUCAACCCAAUAAUAAAUCAUUAGAUAUUCAUCAAUCUAAGUCUAAUAUAGAAGAAAUUGAAUGUAGUGAACAAGGAAAUAAAGUUGUUGAUCAGCAUCCCAUUUUGAAUAAUUCAUGUCAAGAUUUGUCUAUUUUGAAACCCGGUGAAAAUUUGGGAACAGUAUUAGAGGAUGAUUUGAAAUCUGCCCGUUUAUUCAUAUCGAAACUACAAUCACAAUUCGAUGAAGAACUUGGUUCAGCUAGACAACUGCUUGAGGAAAAAACUAAGCGUUUGUAUGAGCUUGAACAAAUGAUCAGUAAUAGGCUAUCAAUAACUGAGACUACUGAUGUCACUACUCAAACUGAAAUGUCUUGUACAACAAGAACGACAACAACUAGUCCUAGUGAAUUAUUAUCGCCGGAAUUAUUGCCCGCCUUAACGGUUGAUGCGUAUAGUGCAGCAGCAGCAGCAGAUCGAAGAGGUCUUUCGAACGAAUUAGUUCGUUUACAUGAAGAAAUAGCUCAAUCAAAAAGUUAUGCUUGUGAAUUGGAACAACGGUUAACUGAAAUGGAAGGUGAAUUACACUGUACAAAAGAAAAAUUAAUCUAUCAAACUACUUUAAGUAACAGAAAUCAAGAAAAUUGGAUUAUGAUAGAACAAGAAUAUCGUGAAUUACAGCGUCAGCAUAGAAUAUUACAAAACAAUUUAUUGUUAAGUGAAGAAGAACGUUCUCGUGGCGGCGAAAUGAUGAUUGCAGAAAAUAAUGCUGAAUUUGAAGCAGCACGUGCAAAUUAUGAGAAAGAAAUUGGCUUAUUGAAUCAACAAUUAUUAGAGACAACAUUUGAAUGUCGCCGUCUAGAAGCAGAACGUGCUCGUGUAGCUGAACGUAAUUCUGAUUUACAACGUGAACUAGAAACGACUAGAAUUUUGGUAGAUUCAUUAAAACAAAAUUCGGAAUGCAAACCAGUUGAAUAUUCGAAUCAUAUUAGAAAAAGUGCACCGAUUAUCUCAUCAAAUCUACGUUUACCCUCUUCAAUGCCCAAUGGUGAUAAUAAUAAUAAUAAUGGUAUUUGUAAUAGUAAUGGCUUGUAUUCAAAGGGAUAUAAAGUCAAUCAAAGAUGUCUUAGCGAUUCACUUGAAGAUUGGGAGGAUAGCGAUCAUGAUCACGUUGAUCUUAAUGUUUCACCAUCACAUCAAAUUCGAUCAUCAGUAUAUCCACAUGAAGUUAAGAGUAAAUUAAAUCAUCACUAUAAUCGUGAUUAUUCGUGCAUUGUAAAUAGUCGCUUAAACGAUGAGUCCCGUAAGCCAGAAUAUAAUUAUCCUAAUAAUGAUGAGUCAAGAUAUUUAAAGAGUAAAAAACGUCAUUCAAAAUUACGUACAGAUUCAAAACAGUUAGAUCGACUUGCUUCUAAAACACAAGAAUUGGAAGAGUUUGCUAUUCGAUUGCGUGAACAAUUUAAUGAGGUAAAACUUAGUAUUUUAUUUCUAGUUACCCUAAUUUUUUCAUAUUCUAAUGUUCUAUGACAAUAACUGUGAUUAGCGAUUAGAAACUUUAUGGGACACGUCUCGUCGGUCACCAUGGUUCAAAUGCAUUGACACUUGACUUUCUUCUAGAUAUUAUGCUUCAAUAUUACUUAAUACUUUUUAUUCCAUCAAUUCCAUUCUUCCCGAAUCUCUGCCUAAACCUAAUCUUUUCUAAAAUCACUGAUGCUACUAUUUCUACUACUCUGAUAUUUGUCUUGAUAACGUUCAGCUCGUUGUGCUGAUAUGGUGCGGCAGCUUAAACUGACCCAUAUAUGUGCCACGUUCUAAAACUCCUGGCUGACUAAACGAAUCUCUCAUCUUGUUACCUCUUUUCAGUUAGUUUCAUUGAUGAGUAAUAUACUUGACAUGUAUGAAAGAGUACUGAUUAAAAGAAAUCACUGUUUCGUAAUUUCUUCAACUUGAUCUAUUCUCUUUUCACAAGUUUUUGUUUGCUGUACACAUGCAAUCAGUUUCUCAGUGUUUGUUUCGUUUAUAUGGUAGGGAUUUCUUUCCCUUUGUUUUAUGAACAUGUUUAACACACUAUAUUUAUGUUAAAUUAAAUAGUAUUUCUUAAUUUGAUAUUGUACAGAUCUUAUCAGAGGAAGAGGAGAAUUCUGAAGUACGUGUGAGAAAUGUGAUUCCCCAACUCUUCUGUAUACGUAUAUUAUAUACAUGCAUGUAAUCAACGUAUAAUUAGCGUAGGCUUUUCAGCUCUUAGCUUAUAUCAUACUUCCUAUUUUAACGAAAAUAUGAAGAUAGCUUUCCACUCUAGAAUUGCAUGCUAAUGUUGACAUCUUUUUCAUAUUUAAGAUGCAUGACUUUUAUAUAUUAGACAUCAUUGUUCUUAAAGCUUACUAGGUAAGGCGAACAAAGUAUACGGUAAGUUAUGUAAUUCAUGGAUCUAUUAUUUUAAGUUCUAUGUCACUCAUUAUCAGAAAGGUGGUUUGUUUAAGUCAUGUAUUAAUUCAUAUACAUCAAAGCUCCGUCUCUCGUAUUGUUAACUGUCAUCAUUCAUUAUUUUGUAUUUAGUUAGUGCUUGAUCAUGUUUUUAUAAUGCUCACUUUCUUUCAAGUUGUGUAUUUAACUCAUCGCUUAUUGGUUUGUGUAAUUGUUUGCGAGUCACACUAAAUGUUAAUUACGAGUAGAUACUUGGUUGUCCAAACCAACUUAAGUGUUGCAGGAUGUGAACCUGCAACUUAGUGACUACAAGUCGACUGCUUUAACAACUGGGCUAUCGGUUUACUUUCAUUUACUUCUAAUUUAAAUUCGAUAAGUUUCAAAGUUUCUCACAGUUCUUCUGUAUAAUAUCACAUCAAAUGAAAAUGAAGUUCAGUAAAUUUAUUCACUAAAAUCUCGUUUUUCCUACAUUUCUUUUAUCGGUCAUCUUUCACUAGCAUCAAUCCUCCACACAAGUUAAUUCUUCAUCUGUAAACGUGUAUCCCUAUCUCACGGAUGUUCAUAAUAAUCAACAUGCUCUGAAAAAUACUCCUUUAGUGAUACCAAAGAAUCAAUGUCAGUUAAAUGGUUUUAAUUACGAGCUUGUUGAUGAAGAUGGUGUUGAUGUUGAACAAAGGGAGCAAGAUACCGAUGCUGAUUCUUCAGCGUACACAGAUUUAAGUCAAGUUUCUCCGGUAUCUCAACCUGCUGAUUCAGGAUGCCAGAAUACUAAGCUAACAACAAAUAAUUUGCAAACUAACACAUCACAUAAUGGUCAAUCGAUGCUUCAACAUCACUCGCAAUCUGUCGGGUUUAUGCCAUCAGUCUCGAAGAAUAUAAGGAGUAGUUCCCCCUUAUCUUCUGGUAUUUAUUAUUAUUAUAUCUUGUUUAUAUUUUGCUUUAAAAUUUCUGUACAUUUUGUUCAUUUCUUUUCAUUGAUCUUUAGUUUCUUUUUUACAGUGAUUACAUACUAUCAAUUGUAUCAUUCUGUUAUUCAGUUCUAUUUGAGUUCACUUAUUUGUUACUCUGACUUUUAAGAUAAAUAAUCUUACUAUGAUACUAGGUUGGUGGAAUUUAUUGGGUUAGGGAAUCAGCUUUGUAAUAUUGUUGUUUUGAUAACCUUAACCUCCCGGUGAGAAGUUGAUAUUUUUUUCUGAGAAUAUCUCGUUGAAUUUCUGGGUUCAACGCUUGAUGAUGAGUGUACUAAUAUCUUCAGGGCGAUAGUUUUUUACGAUUUCAGAUGUAUCCAGCCGUUAAUAAUCCGAUCCAAGGCGUAAAUAGGUACAUCAACUGCGGAAAGUUAAGGGUAUCCAAAAAAGCCACAAAUAAGUAAAUAAAACAUUCGGUAAGAAAUAUCAACUAUAUGUAAGUGACAUUCAUAUCACAUUCUUGUCUAGUCGAGCGUAUUUUGCGGAUCUAACUGUAUGCUGUUCUAGUAUAGGAGAUAGUAAUAAUCACCCUUAUUGGGUUUCCAGCCACAAUUUUCAUUGUGAGAGCUGUUAAUAUAAUCUAGAUACUCAAAAUUAAGUAAAGAUCCGUUUUAGCAUGUAACUCAGAUGGUUGAGAACCACUGUCUUCAUUAUUAAUUUACUACAUGCUAUAUUUAUAUAGUCGUACAUUUUUCCUGUUAGUGUUCAAAACGAUCAUUAAAGCUUCUCAAUUAUAAGCCAACUUAGCUGUUAGAAAAUAUAGAACACCAAUUUAAUGCUUUAUAUAGUAUCCUAAUCUUAAUAACAGUCUCGAUUUAUAGCUCUAUCAAAAAUCUAUGUUUAUACAUUGUAUUCCUUAUGAAAUAGUCGAAUUGAAUUAGUCGUAUAUAAUAAUAAUACUACUACUAAUAAUAAAGUCCUCUUAAUUAAGUAAUAUGAUCGAUUCACAUACAACACACAUAGAACAAACAAUUCAAUCUACUGUAAUGCACAAAUUUAUUAUUAUCAUCAUUAUUACAUUUUUAAGAAAACAUGUCAUCUGUUUUAACUGUCAUUUCUUUAUCCAUGUAUCAUUGGAUGAUGAUUAUCAAGACGUUUUCAUAG
Messenger RNA from Schistosoma bovis, 6041 nucleotides. NCBI's taxonomy places the organism in Eukaryota, Metazoa, Platyhelminthes, Trematoda, Strigeidida, Schistosomatidae. The record is from the annotation of a GenBank genome assembly.